AUGCAGAUUCUCUGUGCAGUCAACCCAGGCUACAUUCCUCGACACAGAGCAGCCUGUUUCUGAAGUCAUGACUUCUGCCGGCUUUGACCCUUACUUUCCCUCUUCUUACAAGAGGAGAGUGGUGGUGCGCAAUGCAGGAUAUGGAGCUGGGGGAGGAAUAGGAUCCAGGACGGCCUACUCCAGCCACUCUGCCCCGAUAACUUCCUAUGCAUCCUCCCGCAGAAGUUAUCCUGCAUACUCACGGGCUUCCUCCGGCUACUCCUCCAUGCUUUCUGCCCCCGUGUCUGCAGCUGCUCCUGAGCUACGCCUUGAACAAGCCGCGCAGGUCAGCUCUGAGUUCAAAUCAUUGAGGACCCAGGAGAAGGCUGAGCUGCAGGGCCUGAAUGACCGCUUCGCAAGCUUCAUUGAGCGGGUCCAUGAAUUGGAACAGCAGAACAAGUUGCUGGAGACUGAACUUCUGCUGCUGAGGCAGAGGCAAACGGAGCCAUCCAACCUGCGGGCCCUGUAUGACCACGAGAUCCGCCAGCUCCAUGCUGCCGUAGAAGACGCUCGCCAUGAGAAGCAAGCGGCCCAGGAUCACAGGGAUGAGAUGGAGGACGUGCUGCAUGACUUGCAGAAACGCUUUGAAGAUGAAGUGCUCUGCAGAGCGGAUGCAGAGGGCAGGCUCAUCGAUGCUAGAAAGGAAACAGAUGAUGCUGCCCUGGGCCAGGCUGAGCUCGAGAAAAGAGUUGAGACCCUGCUGGAUGAGUUGGCCUUCCUGAAGCGCCUCUGCGAGCGUGAGAUCGCAGAGCUGCAGGCCCAAAUACAAUACAGCGCUGACGUGUCAGUGGAGAUGGAGGUCAUCAAACCUGACCUUUCUGCUGCUCUCCGCGACAUCCGAGGGCAGUAUGAAAAGCUGGCACAACAAAACCUCAAGUCGGCCGAAGACUGGUUCUGCAACAAGAUGAACGUGGUGACCGUGGGCACCGCGCGCAACACAGAGAGUGCGAGAAAUGUCAAAGACGAGGCCGGAGAGUACCGCCGACUCCUCAAAACCAGGACGCUGGAGAUCGAUGCUUGCCGUGAGAUGAACCAAGCUCUGGAGAACCAACUGCAGGAUGUGGAGGAAAAGCAGAGUGCUGAGAUCUCCGCACUGCAGGAUACGAUAAGUCAACUGGAGGACGAGCUGAGGGCAAACAAGAAUGACAUGGCUCGCUACCUGAAAGAUUACCAGGACCUCUUGAAUGUGAAGAUGGCUUUGGAUAUUGAAAUAGCAGCCUACAGGAAGCUUCUCGAGGGAGAAGAGAACCGUAUAAGUGUGGCAGGCCCAGCUUCUGUCACCUCUUACUCUCACGCCGCGUACGCUGCUCCACCUUACGGGAGAACCCAGUUCUCCAUGCACUCUCAGCUGAGCUCUGCACCACCCUAUCUGCUGAGCUCCCGUCUGUAUACUUCAGCGCUCGCCACGGAGGAGACAAUAUCUGCAAGCCAAGCACAGCAGGCAGAGGCAAGCCCUCCUCAAGAGGAGGAGGAGGAGGAAGAAGAGCAGGUGGAGGAGGAAGAGGAAGAAGAGGAGGCAGAGGAGGAACAGGUGGAAGAGGAAGAGGGCGAAGAGGAGGAGGGUGACGCAGAGGAAGAGCAGGAGGGUGAGGGAGAGGAAGGGGGUGAGGAGGAAAAGCAAGAGGAAGGAGAUGAAGAGGCAGGCGGACAAGAAGAAGGCGAGGCAGAGGACGGCGACAAAGGAGACGAGGAGCAAGGAGACGAGGAGAGUCAGCCUCAGGAAGGGGACGGUGGCGAACAGGAAGAGAAAGGUGGCGAUGAAGAGGGCGACAAAGUGGACGAGGAGGAAGAGAAGGUGGAGACUGAAGAGAAAACCACAGAUAAAAAAGCUUAACUUUACAUGCUUUAAAAAAAAUAGCCUCUGCUAGCAGGUACAGCUAAAGCA
Messenger RNA from Solea solea (common sole), 1924 nucleotides. RefSeq names its product neurofilament light chain b (gene neflb). Gene Ontology annotation, molecular function: structural constituent of postsynaptic intermediate filament cytoskeleton. The coding region runs from base 68 to 1873 and encodes 601 amino acids. Gene Ontology annotation, cellular component: axon; cytoplasm; postsynaptic intermediate filament cytoskeleton. Lineage: Eukaryota; Metazoa; Chordata; Actinopteri; Pleuronectiformes; Soleidae. Gene Ontology annotation, biological process: neurofilament bundle assembly. The record is from RefSeq and is a predicted model, not a curated record. The transcript has 4 exons.